Messenger RNA from Fomitopsis serialis, 1752 nucleotides. RefSeq lists its product as uncharacterized. NCBI's taxonomy places the organism in Eukaryota, Fungi, Basidiomycota, Agaricomycetes, Polyporales, Fomitopsidaceae. The transcript is spliced from 3 exons. Bases 36 to 1655 code for a protein of 539 amino acids. Gene Ontology annotation, cellular component: nucleus. The record is from RefSeq and is a predicted model, not a curated record.
GCCCUACCUCCACAGUCCAACGGCAGCGGGACGUGAUGAGCGCUCCCCCUCAAUAUGUCGACUCUCCGCGCGGCGCGUUACGCGUCUUUGCAUACUCUCCUCCGCAAGGGCCGCCAGGUGCGACCAUUACGGCGAACAUCGACUUCACCGUCCAGGCCACGGAUACGAUCUACCUGCGCCUCGUCCUGGGCCGCCGUGCGUUGACGACGUCCGUGCGGAGGCUACCCUACAAGCAUUUCGAGCUGCAGGCUCGCGUGCCCAUGGACGAUUCCACUGGCUCCCCUGGGUCCGUAAUGGCGCUGUCCGCGCAGGCCCUGGGCAGCAACGAUGAGCUGAUCGACACGGUCACAUUUGGCAACUUCACCAUCGUCGACUUCGGCACCUACGUUGCGCCUAUCACCGGUUACAUCGCCCAGGACGACACCCUCGACAGCUCGACACCCCCGAUCGUGCGCGCAACGGAGCGUCGGGACCACCGGGAAAGCUCGUCGAUGGAAAUCUACCCCUCGGACCACUACAUGCAGGACUACAGCUGCAUCCGGACAGUGCGUCCGUCCAAGAAGACGUCGCUCAUCCGCACGCGGAGAACCGUGUCCGGGGAUGACGACUCCGGGACGAAGUGCGCGUCCCUCGUCCUGGAAGCGGACCUCGACGACAUGUCCAAGGGCUGGGAAAAGGGCGAACUCGCUGCCGGUCGGCGGCUCGUAUGCUUCUCCCGAGUACAAGAGGGCUCGACGCUGAGGGUGUCGUGCGCGGCGAUCAAGCAGGAAGACUACGCCGAGGGUGACGCCGUGGUCUCGUGCAUAUACCGGAAGGACACGGACAGCUGCUAUGUCACCUCCGUCGACAUCAUCCUCCUUCUCGAGCGCCUCGUCGGCCAGGAGUUCGACAUCGAGGAGAAAAACCGCAUCCGGCGGAACUUGGAGGGCUUCCGGCCGAAGACCAUCUCCAAGAACCGGCCGGAGACCAGCGAGUUCUUCCUCCAGAUCAUGAACUUCCCCGCCCCCAAGCCGCGCAAUAUUGAGAAGGACUUGAAGGUGUUCGACUGGAGCAUCCUGCCGCAGGCGCUCGACAAGAUCAUCUCGCGUUAUACGCUUCCGCUCCCGCAGCCCCAGUCGAGGAUAGACACCCCAGAGCGCACUGUGCCGUCGUCGUCGAUGCCGUCGGGGUCCCUGUCGCCGCUGCCACCCUCGUCCCGCACGCACAGUCCGACGGAGUACUCGCCGCGCUCGAGCGGGUCUCUCGCAACGCCCGAGUUCCCCAGCGACGCGUACGGCGGCAGCCCCAGCACGCGCUCGUUCCCGUACAUCCCCUCGCACGACCGCGGCGUGCCGGCACUCCUCCCGGGCGACGUUAGCAGCAGCUCGUACGACGAGCCGGGCUUCUACGACUCCUUCUCGUACUCGUCCGGCUCUACCGCGUCCACGCCCUUGAUCACGACGCCCUCGUGCCCCGACUCGCAUCCGGCAUUCGGCGCAGACCAGGAGAAGGCGUUCCUGUCGUACGCGUCCUUCCCGCCGUCGGAUGUUCUUGGUCCACCGGGCGUGCGCGGUGACUUCGCGGGGCUCGACACCGCACCCCUGCCGUCGUUCGGCUACGAUGCGUUGAGCCAGAGGCACCACUCGCCCAGCCUAUCUCCCGAAGCAUACCUCUGAACCAACGCACGCGCUAACGCAUCAGAAUACCACGCCCGAGAUGUAUGUAUACUAUCUAUUCGGAGCUGUAUCCCUUACCCGCCUUGUCGACACCACG